Molecule: messenger RNA, 5055 nt
Organism: Pyricularia pennisetigena
Lineage: Eukaryota; Fungi; Ascomycota; Sordariomycetes; Magnaporthales; Pyriculariaceae
Exons: 5
Coding region: 1-5055 (1684 amino acids)
Biological process (GO): nucleosome organization; regulation of transcription by RNA polymerase II
Cellular component (GO): nucleus; chromatin
Molecular function (GO): ATP binding; DNA binding; chromatin binding
Source: RefSeq, a predicted model, not a curated record
AUGUCGACAUCUCCUGAGCCUUGUCCGACAAAUGGACACCACUCGGAUCUCGCUGCCGACUCAAACAGCCCGGCCAUGAAUGGCCACAGAAGUGAUAGUGACCUAUCGGAUGCUGCCGAAGCCGAAGUUGAAGUCCAAAUGUCAUCGCCGGAAUCCGAACCGGAGUCCCCGAACCCUAGACAAGACGCCGACGAUGUAGACGAUCACGAAGUCUCGGAAGCAAGUGACAACGACGCUUCCGAGGACGGUGAUUUCGAUGCUGCAGAAAGCCCUGCCUCCGCCAGGGUACACGCGCAACAAAGCGAGGGAUCCUCGUCAGCCGGUUCCCGCCGCAAUGCGAAGCGCAAGGCUGCCGGCGCGCUCGAGGAGGACUUCAUGAGGGAGAAUCCUGAGUUAUAUGGGCUGAGGCGAAGUAAUCGCCCGACCCAGCGCAGAAAAAUAGUCGAUUCCGACGAAGACGACGUUGACGGUGAUUCUGAAGAUGAAGUAGUGCCAGCAGCGCGUAAAGGUCCCAAAAAGCGACGCGUCGAGCGCUCACAACCAUCCUCCAAAAGAGACACUCCGUUGCGAACCACUUCCGCCGACGCGUCCGACUCGGACAAUUAUGGAGGCGCCCGUGCCAGGAGCUUUCAGAAGAAGGCUCGUCGCCAGCAGGAGGCACAAGCUUACCAAGAGAAGAGGUGGUCCAGCCGAAGAGCCGCUCAAGUCUCCGCAGGAGCCUACAAUGAAAGUGAGGUCGACGAUGCAGAAGAUAUUGAGGAUCUCACGCCAAACUAUUGGGCUGCCGAGGUCGAAGACAAUUCCCCUUACAUCGAAAAGAUACUCAAGCAUCGAAAGAAGGAGGACGUCGAGCUGUCCCCGCACUCGACACGACACGAUUUCGAGUACUACAUCAAAUGGCAAGGCAAAUCGCACAUGCACAACACCUGGGAAACAACAGCAAGCGUCCAUGGCUGUCGGGGAUUUCGAAGACUGGAAAACUACUUCCGCAAAGUCGUCGAGUACGAGCUUGACAUGACGUUCGGUGAAGACGUCAGCCCGGAAUUGAAAGAACAGUGGGCACUAGAUCGCGAGCGAGACCAGGAUGCUUAUGACGAUUACACCAAGGUCGAAAGGAUUGUUGCCGUGCGUGAUGGCGAGGGCCAAAAAGAGUACCUGGUCAAAUGGAAGGGCCUCCAGUACGACGAGUGUACAUGGGAGCCUUCUGAUCUGAUCAGUUCCGAGGCAGGGGACAAGAUAGAUCAGUUUACCACGCGCUCGCGCCGGUCGUGGCAAUCCGACCGCAAGGAGUCCAAUCCAGAUACGCGCUCCAGGAUGACGAAAAUGGAGACCCAACCCGAUUACAUACAGAAUGGCGAGCUCCGAGAGUUUCAGCUGAAGGGCCUAAACUUCCUGGCGCUGAACUGGGCCCGUGCCAACAAUGUCAUCCUCGCUGACGAAAUGGGUCUGGGUAAAACAGUACAGACCGUGUCGUUUCUCAGCUGGCUUCGCAACUCAAGGGAGCAGGAAGGCCCCUUUCUGGUUGUGGCACCUUUGAGUGUCAUCCCUGCCUGGUGCGACACAUUCAACAACUGGUCCCCAGAUCUCAACUACAUUGUUUACCUAGGCCCCGAGGCAGCUCGCGCUACCAUCCGCGAGCAUGAGUUGCUCAUCAACAACAACCCCAAGAAGCCCAAGUUCAACGUGCUUGUCACCUCAUAUGACUAUAUCCUUCUGGACGCAGACUUCCUCCGCACCAUCAAGUGGCAGGUUCUCGCUGUUGAUGAGGCACACAGGUUGAAGAAUAGGGAGUCGCAGCUUUAUGCAAAGCUAUUAAGCUUCAACAUUCCCUGCAAACUACUAAUCACCGGCACACCUAUUCAGAACAACCUUGCUGAGCUAUCUGCUCUCUUGGACUUUCUCAACCCCGGAAAGGUUCUGAUAGAUGAUGACCUCGAACUACUGGGUAAAGAAGCCGAGGUAAAAGAGGAGGAUCAGGCAAAAGACGAGGAGAAACGCCGUGAAACGCAGGCCAAACUGACACAGCUGCACAAGGCCAUUGCCCCCUUCAUUCUUCGGCGAACAAAGGAGACGGUCGAGUCUGACCUCCCGCCAAAAACCGAGAAGAUCAUUCGUGUAGAACUGUCGGAUGUGCAACUGGAGUAUUACAAGAACAUCUUGACCAGGAACUAUGCCGCUCUCAGCGAUGCUAGCGGAGGCCACAAGGCCUCUUUGCUCAACAUCAUGAUGGAGCUCAAGAAGGUCAGCAAUCACCCUUACAUGUUCCAGGGAGUUGAGGAGAGGGUCUUGGCUGGCAGUACUCGGCGCGAAGAUUCCAUCAAAGGCUUGAUCAAGAGCAGUGGCAAAAUGAUGCUCCUCGACCAGUUGCUUGCAAAGCUCAAGAAAGACAACCACCGCGUUCUCAUAUUUAGCCAAAUGGUCAAGAUGUUGGAUAUUCUCGGUGACUAUCUGCGCGUGCGCGGCUAUCAGUACCAGCGUUUAGACGGUACCAUUCCCGCUGGGCCGCGUCGCAUGGCCAUCAAUCAUUUCAAUGCCCCCGAUAGCGAGGACUUUUGUUUUCUCCUGUCAACUCGAGCUGGUGGUCUUGGUAUCAACCUGAUGACGGCCGACACUGUCAUCAUCUAUGACUCGGACUGGAAUCCUCAAGCAGAUUUGCAGGCUAUGGCGCGAGCCCAUCGAAUCGGACAGAAGAGGCCCGUCAAUGUCUAUCGUUUGGUCGCCAAACAGACGGUUGAGGAAGAGGUGGUCAACCGUGCACGCAACAAGCUGUUCCUGGAGUACCUGACCAUCCAGGCUGGUGUGACGGAUGAGGGCAAGGCGCUGCGUGAGCAAUUCCAGCAGAGAGGACUCAAACUCGACGAGGCCAAGACGGCAGACGACAUCCAGAACAUACUGAAAUUGCGUUCCCAGAACUUGUUCGAGCAAUCUGGCAACCAAGAACGACUCGAGCAGCUAGAUAUCGACUCAAUCCUUGAGCACGCCGAAGUCACCAAGACCAACGUUGACGACAAGAUGAAUCUGAGCAGCGGAGGUAUUGACUGGGACAAUUGGAUGCAUUUCACCGAUGUAAAAGUCGACGACCUGGCUCUUAACUGGGAUGAGAUCAUUCCUGCUGAGCAACUGGCCUCCAUCAAGGCCGAGGAGGAGAAGAAAAAGCAUGAAGAAUAUCUGGCCAAGGCCCAAGAGGAGAACGCUCCCCGCAAAGCGACGCUCAAGGCCAACAGGCGUAAUGGUGGCGGUGGGGACAACGAUUCAGAGAGGGCCGAGCGUCUGGCUAAGAAGCGUCAGCGAGAACGACAGGAGCAGGAGGAGCUGGCAGAACAGCGUGCUCUUAUGUCAGACCCUCGACGUGCCCUGAACGAGAAGGAAACGAGAAACCUGAUCCGCGCCGUGUUCCGCUAUGGCUCGCUGGACGACCGUGAGGAGGAAGUUCUUCAGGAAGCUCGUCUGACUGACCGUGACCCCAAUUACCUUCGAGAAAUUGUCGGUGAUCUGGUUGCCAAGGCCCGUGCGGCUGUGGAGGAGAACAGCCGUAAGCUUCGUGACGAGGAAGAGAAGAGCGGUAAAAUUAUUGCAAAGAAGGACAAGAAGGCUGUUCUUGUCGACUUUGGCGAGGUCAAGAAGGUCAAUGCUGAAACUGUCAUCGACCGGCCGCCUCAGCUUAAACUUCUGAGGAAGAUCAUACUCGAGCAUGGCGACAAUGCUACCUUCAGAUUGCCUGAUGCUUCCAAGGCGGCACACUACAGCUGCGAGUGGGGUCCUCGCGAAGACGGCAUGCUCCUUGUUGGCAUCGACAGGUAUGGGUUUGGUGCGUGGACCCAAAUCCGCGAUGAUCCGGAGCUGAACAUGGAGGGCAAAUUCUUCCUCGAGGAGCACCGAGUAGAAAAGAAGGAAGAACGAAAGCGCGGGGACGACAAGAGCAUCCAAUCUCCCGGCGCUGUCCAUCUUGUCCGUCGUUCCGAAUACCUUCUGUCUGUGUUACUUGCCAAGCAUUCAGACGAUGCAGCGGCCCAGAAAGCAGUAGAGAAUCACCAUCGCAGCAAGAAAAACCUUUUGAUCAAUGGAAAUCGCCGAAGCGAUAUUGGGUCUGCUUCGCCGGCGCCAGCUUCAAAACGUGCCGGACAGGGUAAGGAUCGGAACAGGGAUCGGGCCUUCUCUCUGGGUGACCACCGUGGGCUCAGCAAUGGAGACCGCGGCACCCCUCGGCCGGACAAGCGAAAGCAUGAGAAUGAUCACGACGAACGUGGUCACAAGCACCGCCGAGUGGACGAGCGCCAUGGCAAAGACAAAGAGAAGCGCAAGAAGCUUGAUCCAGAGGCUAUUGAGCGACUCAAAAAGGCACGGGAGAGAUCUGUACAGCGCUUUGAUGAGCUCAUGCGACUUGACGACACAAAGCUCGACUAUGGCAAUUCAGAGCAUCUUAUGUGGUCGCUGCUGAAGCCUGUUCGGAAAAACUUUGAGAAGAUCAUGCACACCACGGCGGAUCGUGUUGAGAAUGCAAAAGAGCGUGCGAGGAUUAUGGGCAAUGAACUUCAACAGAUCGGAAACUGCUUUACAGACAUGAAGGCCAACAACGACAGCAUACCGGCGGAUCAGCUGGAAGCAUUGAUGCCCCGGUUCUGGGACUUCCUGUCGUCGAUUUGGCCAGUUCAUGAGGUUGAAGUUUCUGGUGGGCAAUUAGCAACCAUGUAUAAAACCCUCAAGGAGAAGUCGAAACAGUCCAAGACAGGCGGAGAAGCCUCGUCAGGCUUGAAGCUCAAGAGUCAGAAGCGCCACCGGAUGGACCUCGAAGACGGGGAGAUAGACACGGCGCGCGACUCAUCAUCACGGUACGACGCCGGACGACGUGACCAUCGACGUGAUUUGGACGAUUACUACCGCCGCGGUGACGAUCGCCGUGGCGACCGAGACCGUGAUCGUGACGAGAGGGAUUCGAGACGAAGGUACUAUGAAAACGGAGAUCGCCUUAGCUUUGGCAAAGUGCUGGACCGGCGAGACUCAGGUGACAGGGCGCGAUCCUCAUGGCAUAGCAGCGCACGCAGUCCUCACCGCUGA